Messenger RNA from Owenia fusiformis, 7814 nucleotides. NCBI's taxonomy places the organism in Eukaryota, Metazoa, Annelida, Polychaeta, Sabellida, Oweniidae. The record is from the annotation of a GenBank genome assembly.
GAGAUCAACCUUGUCUGGUCGUGUGGUAUUUUCAUCACUAUGAACCCAGGGUAUGCUGGUCGUACUGAGCUCCCAGACAACUUGAAGUCCAUGUUCAGACCAAUCUCUAUGGUUGUACCAGACUCCAACCUUAUUGCUGAGAUCAUCCUGUUUGGUGAAGGCUUUAAUAACACAAAGCUCUUAGCUAAGAAAGUCUUCACACUAUACUCACUGGCAGUACAACAACUCUCUAAACAAGACCAUUAUGAUUUCGGUCUUCGUGCGCUGGUGUCCGUGUUGCGUUAUGCCGGAAAAAAGAAGCGUGCCAAUCCCACAAUGCCUGAUGAAGAAAUCUUGCUUCUCUCCAUGAAAGAUAUGAACAUUGCAAAGUUGACAUCGACAGAUACGCCAUUGUUUAACGGUAUUGUUCAGGACUUGUUCCCUGGUGUUGAGGUGCCAACGAUAGAUUACAGCACGCUCAAAAAUGCAAUUGAGGCUGAACUUAAGGAGGCCAAGCUCCAGUGCAUCAACCACACUGUAACAAAGAUCAUCCAGUUGUAUGAGACAAAAACAUCACGUCACAGCGUUAUGAUCGUUGGUCAAACACAAUCAGGGAAAACUGUCUCGUGGCGGGUCCUUCAAUCCGCGAUGAGUCGUCUGGCCAAAGAUGGGAAUGAUCCUACCUACCAAACUGUUAAGGAUUUCCCAUUGAACCCUAAGGCAGUUUCACUAGGGGAAUUGUAUGGAGAAUUUGACCUGGCAACCAAUGAAUGGACAGAUGGUGUACUUUCCACAGUGAUGAGGCAGACAUGUGCAGAUGAGAAACUAGAUGAAAAGUGGAUAAUGUUUGAUGGUCCAGUUGAUACACUUUGGAUUGAGAGUAUGAACUCUGUCAUGGACGACAACAAAGUUCUCACAUUGAUCAAUGGUGAACGUAUAGCCAUGCCUGACCAGGUAUCUCUGCUGUUUGAAGUUGAAGAUCUUGCCGUUGCAUCCCCUGCCACCGUGUCACGUUGUGGUAUGGUUUACAAUGAUUAUGUAGACCUCAGCUGGCAACCGUAUGUCGACUCUUGGCUAGAGAAGAGAUCGGAAAAGAAGCAACUCUGUGAAGAACUGAGGCGCCUAUUUGACAAGUACCUGAUCAAAAUACUUGAGUUCAAACGACUGAACUGCUCAGAGCUGGUCUCCAUCGCAGAAUUGAAUGGAGUCGCCUCUCUCUGCAAGUUAUUUGAUGCACUAGGCACAAAAGAAAAUGGCGUUGACCCAGCAGACACAGAGAACUUUGUCCGCAUGAUUGAACUCUGGUUCCAAUUUUGCAUGAUCUGGUCAAUCUGUUGCUCCGUAGAUGAAGAUGGGCGGAAAAAGAUUGAUGCCUACUUCCGUGAAAUGGAGGGAACAUUCCCAAAUAAGGAUACGAUUUAUGAAUAUUUCGUUGAUCCAAAAACAAAGACAUGGGUCCACUGGGAAGAGAAAUUGAGAAGUGGAUGGAAGUAUAACCCAAAUCUUCCCUUCUACAAAUUGAUCGUCCCCACUGUUGAUACAGUGCGUUACAACUUCCUGGUGAACAAUCUUGUUGCGUCACACAACCCUGUCCUAUUGGUAGGACCUGUGGGAACAGGGAAGACAUCUGUUGCUGUGACAGCACUUGGAGAACUGGAUCCAUCUCGAUACAGCGUUCUUAGCAUUAAUCUAUCUGCUCAGACAUCUUCAAACAAUGUUCAAGACAUCAUUGAAAGUCGUGUUGAGAAGCGUACCAAAGGAGUCUACGUCCCAGUGGGUGGAAAGAAACUUCUUACCUUUAUGGACGAUUUCAACAUGCCAGCAAAGGAUACAUUUGGCUCCCAGCCUCCUUUGGAGCUUAUCAAACUCUGGUUGGAUUAUGGGUUCUGGUAUGACAGACAGAAGCAGAUUGUCAAGUACAUCAAGGACAUGUUCCUACUUGGAGCUAUGGGGCCACCUGGCGGAGGACGUAUGGUUAUCUCACGACGUCUCCAGAGCAGGUUCAACCUGAUUAAUAUGACAUUCCCUCAGGACUCUCAAAUCAAGAGAAUCUUCGGUAGCAUGAUUAACCAAAAGCUUCAAGACUUUGAGGAAGAAGUGAAGCCCAUAGGAGACAUAAUGACGGAGGCCACUAUUGAGAUGUACCAGGCCAUUGUUGCAAAGUUCUUGCCAACACCCACCAAGAUACAUUACCUGUUUAAUCUUAGGGAUAUUUCAAAGGUGUUCCAAGGGUUAACACGUGCACAUAAAGAUUAUCAUGAUACGAAACAUAGCAUGACAAGACUCUGGAUCCAUGAGUCAUUCAGGGUGUUCUCUGAUCGUUUGGUGGAUGAUAAAGAUAUGGAAAGUUUUGUGAACAUACUCAGUGAAAAACUUGGUUCUUUAUUCGAUCAGACCUUCCAUAACAUCUGUCCCAACAAACAACCUCCAAUAUUUGGUGACUACAUGAAUGUUGACAAUGUGUAUGAAGACAUACAAGACAUUGCACAGUUGAAGAAACACAUGGUUGAUUUGUUGACGGAAUAUAACUCAACACCAGGCAACAUUAACAUGGAUCUUGUCCUCUUCAGAGAUGCAAUCGAGCACAUCUCUAAGAUAGUGCGAGUCAUCAGACAACCAAGGGGCAAUAUGCUGUUGAUUGGUAUAGGUGGCAGUGGAAGACAAUCUCUGACACGCCUAGCAUCUCAUAUCUGCGACUAUACCACCUUCCAGAUAGAGGUAUCAAAACACUACAGAAGACAGGAAUUCAGAGAUGAUCUUAAGAGACUUUACUUCACAGCUGGUGUUGAGAACAAACAGACAGUGUUCUUGUUCAAUGAUACCCAAGUAGUUGAGGAGAUAUUCCUAGAGGAUCUUAAUAAUAUUCUCAGUAGUGGAGAAGUCCCUAAUCUUUACAAACCUGAUGAGUUUGAAGAGGUAAGGUCUGCACUGGCUGAUGAUGCAAAGAAAGAAGGUAUUGAAGAUUCACCACAGGCAAUGUUUGCAUUCUUGGUAGACAGGGUACAAGCCAAUCUACAUGUUGUUUUGUGCAUGAGUCCUGUAGGAGAGCCCUUUAGAAAUCGCAUGCGUAUGUACCCCGGGUUUGUCAACUGUACAACCAUUGAUUGGUUCAGUGAAUGGCCAAUGGAUGCAUUGCUAGAGGUCGCUGAGAAAUACACACAAGAUAUUAAAAUGGCUACUGACGAAGAGGAAAAUCUGAAGCCAGCAAUAGCAAAGAUAUUUUCAAGUAUGCAUUUGUCUGUUGCUGAUGUCAGCAAGAAAAUGCUGGCAGAAAUAAGACGUCAUAACUAUACAACCCCAACAAACUAUCUAGAAUUGGUGUCAGGUUAUAAAAAGCUGCUGUAUGAGAAACGUAAAGAACUGGGAGACUCUCGCAACAAACUUAAGAAUGGUCUGAGCAAGAUUGACGAGACUAGAACCAAAGUGGAGGCCAUGUCCAUUGAACUUGAGGAUGCCAAACUGAAGGUUGCUCAGUUCCAGAAGCAGUGUGAGGAAUACCUUGUUGUUAUCGUCCAGCAGAAACGUGAAGCUGAUGAGCAACAGAAGGCUGUGUCUCAAAAGAGUGAAAAGAUAGCUGAAGAUGCUGCCAGGUGUAAUCACAUGGCUGAAUUGGCUCAGGCUGAUUUAGAUGAGGCUAUACCAGCCCUUGAUGAGGCUCAGAAGGCACUGGAAGCCCUCAACAAAAAGGAUAUCACUGAAAUUAAGUCAUAUGGUAGGCCCCCAGCACUUGUUGAAACUGUCAUGCAGGCUGUCAUGAUCUUGAAGGGAUGUGACCCUAACUGGGCUGAGGCUAAAAGACAAUUGGGUGGCGGUGAUUUUAUCAAAACUUUGAUAAACUUUGACAAGGAUAACAUCUCCGAUAGAACAUUGAAGAAGAUUGGACAAUAUGUCGCCCAACCUGAUUUCCAACCGGAUAUUAUUGGACGUGUAUCAUCUGCCGCAAAGUCAUUGUGUAUGUGGGUGCGAGCCAUUGAAUUAUAUGGAAGAAUCUUCAGAGUUGUAGAACCUAAGAGAGCUCGUCUUAACCAAGCCAUGGCCACAUUGAAAGAAAAGGAAGACCAACUUGCUGAAGCUCGGGCAAAACUUCGAGAGGUUGAAGAAAAAAUGGCUAAACUCAAACAAGAAUAUGAUGAAAAAUUAGCCCAGAAGGAAGAGCUUCGUCGGAAGGCUGAACAAACCGAAAUGAUGUUAGAGAGAGCUGCCAAGCUGGUAUCUGGUCUGGCUGGAGAAAAAGAACGUUGGGAAGAGACUGUGAAGGACUUGGAAGAAAGAAUGGGUUAUCUUAUUGGUGAUUGUCUGGUGUCUUCAGCGUUUUUGUCAUACAUGGGACCCUUCUUGUCUGAGUACAGAGACACUUUGGUGAAUGAAAUGUGGCUGAAAAAUUUAAGGAAGCUUGGUGUGCCAUGUAGUCCAAGCUUCAACUUCUGUGACUUUAUGGUGAAACCUACACAGGUUCGUGACUGGAAUAUUCAGGGUCUCCCAAGUGAUGCCUUCUCCACAGAGAAUGGUGUCAUUGUCACAAGAGGUUCAAGAUGGCCGUUGAUGAUUGACCCUCAAGGUCAAGCUCUGAAAUGGAUUAAGAAUAUGGAGGGCAGUAAAGGAUUAAAGGUGAUAGAUCUACAACAGCCUGACUACAUGAGGACCUUGGAAGUCGCAAUCCAAUAUGGCCUCCCAGUGGUUCUACAAAACGUUCAAGAAAAACUUGACCCCUCAUUAGAUCCUAUCCUCAACAAAUCAAUUAUGAAGUUAGGGGGCGCUGACAUAAUCCGACUUGGAGACAAAGAAAUCGAGUAUAAUUUCGAUUUCCGGUUUUAUAUUACAACAAAGCUAUCCAAUCCUCAUUACACUCCAGAGAUUUCUGCCAAGGCCUGUAUUUGUAACUUUGCAGUGAAAGAACAAGGUCUUGAGGCCCAGUUGCUUGGUAUAGUUGUGCGCAAAGAAAGACCAGAAUUGGAGGAACAAAAAGACAAUCUCGUAAUAAACAUCGCCAAGGGAAAGAAAAAACUUGUUGAACUUGAAGAUGAAAUUUUGAGGUUACUAAAUGAGGCCAAGGGGUCUUUACUUGAUGACGAACAGCUAAUCAACACACUUCAAACAUCAAAGACGACAUCACAAGAAGUUGGAGAACAACUUCAGAUUUCUGAACAGACUGAAAUCAAGAUCGAUGCAGCAAGAGAGGGAUACAGACCAUGUGCCCAGAGGGCUUCGAUCCUCUUCUUUGUCUUAAAUGACAUGGGUAGGAUAGACCCUAUGUACCAGUUCUCAUUAGAUGCCUACAUAGAGCUUUUUAAUAUCUCCAUUGACAAAAGUCAAAGGAGUGGCAAGCUUGAAGAAAGAAUACAAAAUCUUAAUGAUUACCAUACAUUUGCUGUUUAUAGGUUUACAUGUAGAGGAUUGUUUGAGAAACACAAGUUGUUAUUCUCAUUCCAAAUGUGUGCCAAGAUCUUAGAGGCUUCUGGUAAACUCAACAUGGAUGAAUACAGCUUUUUCCUCAGAGGCGGAGUGGUAUUGGACAAAGACAAUCAAAUGGACAACCCUUGUAGUAAUUGGCUAAACGAUUCUGCCUGGGACAAUGUAACAGAGUUAGAUAAACUCACAAACUUUCAUGGUAUUAUGACAUCAUUUGAACAAUACCCACGUGACUGGAACAUUUGGUACGUGUCGUCAGAACCAGAAACUGCCGGCUUACCAGGUGAAUGGGACAAUGCAUGCAAUGAGCUACAGAGAAUGUUGAUUGUAAGAUCAAUGCGCCCCGAUCGUGUCUCAUUCUGCGCUACAUCAUUUAUCAUUAACAACCUUGGCUCCAAGUUUGUAGAACCUCCUGUACUGGAUAUGAAACAAGUGGUGGAGGACUCCACUACUAGGACACCAUUGAUAUUUGUAUUGUCCCCUGGUGUGGACCCCACUAGUAUGUUGCUACAGCUCGCUGAACACAGUGGCAUGGCUACAAGGUUCCAUGCUCUUUCCCUGGGUCAAGGUCAGGCUCCCAUAGCAACACGCAUGAUUCAUGAAGGUGUCAAAGAGGGCAACUGGGUAUUCUUGGCUAACUGUCACUUGUCUCUCAGCUGGAUGCCACAGCUGGAUAAACUUGUAGAGCAGUUACAAGUUGAACAGCCGCAUCCAGAAUUCAGACUGUGGUUAAGUAGUUCUCCUCAUCCUGAGUUUCCCAUCUCCAUACUCCAAGCUGGAAUCAAAAUGACAACAGAACCCCCCAAGGGUCUGAAAGCAAACAUGAAGCGUCUAUACACAUUGCUGACUGAUCAACAAUUCACAAGAUGCAAGAAACAAGACAAGUACAAGAAACUGUUGUUUUGCUUGUGUUUCUUCCACAGUGUGUUAUUAGAGAGAAGAAAGUUCUUAAUGUUGGGUUGGAACAUUGCCUAUGAGUUCAACGACUCUGAUUUUGAGGUAUCAGAGAACCUCCUCAGUAUUUAUCUUGACGAGUAUGAUGAAAUCCCAUGGGAUGCUCUCAAAUAUCUCAUUGCUGGUAUCAACUAUGGAGGCCAUGUUACCGAUGACAGUGACAGGCGUCUACUGUUGACAUACAUCAAUGAUUUCUUCCAAGAGAAUAGUGUUAGCACACCAUUUCAUAAAUUGUCAAUUCUUCCAACAUACUACGUUCCUAAAGAUGGUCCUCUAUCUGCUUAUAUCGAAUACAUCACCAUGCUGCCAAACAUUGAUCACCCAGAGGCCUUUGGGCAACAUCCAAAUGCUGAUAUUACAUCCCAGAUCCAAGAGACCAGGAUGUUGUUUGAGACAUUAUUGUCUCUUCAACCCCAGGUUUCAUCCUCAGGAGGGGAGAGCAGAGAAGAUAAGGUGUUAGAGUUGGCUAGUAACAUUUACAAAACAUUACCAGAAAAUAUUGACUAUGAGAACACUGUUAAAAUACUCUCAGUAGACCCAUCUCCCUUAAAUGUGGUCCUCUUACAAGAGAUCCAACGUUAUAAUGCGCUCCUUAAUGAGAUCCGCAACCAGUUGACAGACUUAGAGCGUGGUAUUCAAGGUUUGGUUGUGAUGUCACAAGAAUUGGAAGAUAUAUUCUCCUGUAUAUAUGAUGCCAGAGUUCCACCUGCCUGGGAAAAGGCUUACCCCUCUAUGAAGCCCCUUGGUAACUGGACUCGUGAUUUAGUGGACCGCGUAGCACAGUUUGAGAAAUGGGCCACCACAGCUCACCCUCCUAACAUAUUCUGGAUGUCUGCAUUCACCUUCCCUACAGGGUUCCUAACUGCUGUUUUGCAGACUUCAGCCAGGCAGAAUAAUGUGUCUGUUGAUCUACUCUCAUGGGAGUUCACUGUCCUUACUGUAGAUGAUAACAACAUAAUGAGUGCUCCUAAGGAUGGAGUAUACAUUAAGGGCCUGUACCUACAAGGUGCUGGUUGGGAUAAGAAGAAUGCGUGUCUAGUUGAGGCAGAACCCAUGCAACUUGUUUGUCCCAUUCCAUCAAUCCAUUUCAAACCAGUUGAAAACAAGAAGAAAAGUGGAAAGGGCAUGUACCAGUGUCCGGUCUACUAUUAUCCUAACAGGGCAGGUGGGAAUGGACGUGCAUCGUUCGUCGUAUCUGUUGAUUUGAAGUCAGGGGAGAAAACUGCUGAUCAUUGGGCCAAGAGGGGAACUGCAUUACUUAUGAGUCUUGAUAAUUAGACUAUUCUAGAGGAGAGCAGUUGUGAUAUCGGACUAUUUUGAGGAAAUGCAUUACUUAAGAGUUGAUAAUUAGACUUUUUUGAGGAGAGCAUUGAUGAUUUGGUUAAGAUGAGAAACACUAAAUCUAACAUGAUAUAUAUAUGUUGACAGAAAUAUAUCAGUAGGGUUUAUGCCUUCUUUUUAUGACAGAAAGA